AUGAGUGUACUAUGGCAGGUCAGUGCAAUUUUACUCACAAUUCAUCCCAAUAACAAUCAAUCCAAGUCUAUUGCUAUGAUAGUCGUUUCUGAAGUCGGUGAUAAGACAUUUCUGAUCGCUGCAAUUCUCGCUAUGAGAAGCCCGCAACUAAUCGUAUUUAGUGGUUCAUUUGGUGCACUUGCCGCCAUGUCUGUACUCUCAGCGCUGCUGGGACAAAUACUACCCGCAAUCCUCCCCAAGACUUAUACACAAGUAAUGGCAGCUGUCCUAUUCCUCGUAUUUGGAAUAAAGAUGUACUUGGAUGCCAAAGCGAUGCAGGGUGGCAGUAAGGAAGUUGAGGAGGAUAUGCAAGAAGCGAUACAAGAAAUAGAACACAAAGACGACGAACUCCCCAAACCCACUGCUCAAUCACGCAAAAAGACAACUUUUGACACUUUUAGGGAGUUAUUAAUCACCGUAUUCAGCCCCGCUUUCGUACAGGCUUUUGCUCUCACUUUCCUAGGCGAGUGGGGUGAUCGUAGCCAAAUAUCUACCAUCGCUUUGGCUGCCGCUCAUGGAUGGAAAACUGUUGCAUUUGGUACUAGUUUGGGUCACGCUAUGUGCACUGCUGUCGCAGUGCUUGGCGGACGCAUUGUCGCAUCGAGAAUAUCUAUAAAAUCAGUCACAUAUGGUGGCUCUGCCCUAUUUAUUCUUUUCGGAUUCGUAUAUGUCUGGGACAUACUGGUAACCAUGACUUCCCCUGCUAUCCAAGUUUAA
Messenger RNA from Wallemia ichthyophaga EXF-994, 756 nucleotides. RefSeq names its product GDT1-like protein C17G8.08c. The record is from RefSeq and is a predicted model, not a curated record. Bases 1 to 756 code for a protein of 251 amino acids. Gene Ontology annotation, cellular component: fungal-type vacuole membrane; Golgi apparatus. Gene Ontology annotation, biological process: calcium ion transmembrane transport; Golgi calcium ion transport; Golgi calcium ion homeostasis. NCBI's taxonomy places the organism in Eukaryota, Fungi, Basidiomycota, Wallemiomycetes, Wallemiales, Wallemiaceae. Gene Ontology annotation, molecular function: manganese ion transmembrane transporter activity; calcium ion transmembrane transporter activity. The transcript has 4 exons.